This is a messenger RNA of Hylaeus volcanicus, 2199 nucleotides long. RefSeq lists its product as uncharacterized. The transcript has 19 exons. Lineage: Eukaryota; Metazoa; Arthropoda; Insecta; Hymenoptera; Colletidae. The record is from RefSeq and is a predicted model, not a curated record. Gene Ontology annotation, molecular function: metal ion binding; 5'-flap endonuclease activity. The coding region runs from base 10 to 1803 and encodes 597 amino acids.
GCAAGAAAGAUGGGUAUAGCGAAUUUGUUGAUAUAUCUUCGUCCACUAACAAAGGAUAUAACUUUACAAAAAUAUGCAGGAAGUGUUGUGGCUGUCGAUGCUAUGUGUUGGAUGCACCGUGGUGCUGUCGCAACGGCAACUGAAUUAUGGAUGAAUACAAAACCAAAUCCCAGGUUUAUUGUGUUCUUCAUGAAGAUGGUUAAUCUUCUCUUACGUCAUAAAAUCAAACCUGUCAUAAUCUUUGAUGGGCAUAAAAUUCCUAUGAAAGCCGCUGAGCAUGAGUGUCGAAAAAACAAAAGGGAUGCUGCUAAUGCUGAGGUUCAAACGCUUUUGAGCAAGGGAGUCAAACCAAGUGACAAAAGAGUUCGAAGUAAACUAGUGGAAGCUAUUAAAGUUACUGAGGAAAUGAUUCAAAGUGUUAAGGAGGCACUAAAAAAUGCCCAUGUUGAGUACAUUGUAGCUCCAUACGAAGCAGACGCUCAAUUGGCUUAUCUUUGUCGUGCCGGGUUUGUAAAAACAGUGAUAACUGAAGACUCUGAUCUGUUAGUAUACGGCUGCCCAAGAGUGAUAUACAAAUUAACAAAUACUGGAGAGUGUCAGGAAAUAGAUGUAUCAUCUUUAAAGACAUUUAGAAUUCUGAAUCCGAUCAGCCAGCAGGAAUUGACAAAUAAUGAUAGUAAUGCUAAUGUGCUGCAAACGCAUGAAAUAAAGUCUUCGACGGAUAUAACACUUAUAUCAAGCAGCGAUAACGUUUUCCGCACAGUAUCGAGCGGUAGCGAGAAAGUAAAUGAUGCUUUUUUGUUUGAAACAAAUUUAGAUAAUGAUGCCAAAAAUUUAGUGAAAGAAUUGAACUGUCUUGAUUAUCCAAUGUUUAUUUCAAUGUGCGUUCUGAGUGGUUGUGAUUAUACUACCGACGUACAUGUUCCGGGUAUUGGUUUAAAAUCAGCCUUUUCCUUCAUUUCUCGGUAUCGAACAUUACCUAAUGUAUUUAAUUUUUUUGAACGUGACCCUAAGUGGAAAAAAAAACUAAUAGAGGCUGGCAGUUCAUCAAAUAUCCCGAGUAUCAAUGGAGUACCACAUCAUCUGCGAGUUCCCAUACAGCAUAUGAUUUCUCAGUUUGUCUUUCAAUAUCACUACGUUUAUAAUCCUUUACUUAAAUGCGUCACGCAUAUUUCGACAGCGGAAUUUCCUGGCCCCGAAGUUUAUACUACUGUGGAUUUAAAAAACGUCGAGUUUUUCAAUUAUUCAGCAAACACGGUAGAUUUUCUGGGAAGUACCACACGUGAAGAUGGAGAACCAUUAGCUGUUCAUGAAAUAUUUGAUAAAAAGAAAGAUAUGGUAUCGCUUUGGAAGUUACAAAAAUCGAAUACGAUAACAAAAAAUUUGGUUCCCUCAUCAAAUAAACCUCAAAAAUCCUUACGUUUAUCAGAAAAACGAAAACAUAAAGAUUUGGUUUAUCAAGAUAAAAAAGAAUCUGAGAUAUUAGAAACUACACAACAUGAGACUCAGGUCAAUUCAACAAAUCGAUUGACUAAAAAACAACGAAAUGAGCAAUUUAAUGUGGACCGCUUUGUUUUAAGUGACUCAAGCUUUUCAACUGAAAUCACAAAAAAUGAUGAUCAAGUUUAUAAUUUUCUUAAUCAUUUGACGAACAAGUCACAUGAUGCAAUGAAAAAAAAACAUUUAAAUGCAUCUAGUUCUUUACGUUCAUGGGGUCGAAAUACACCGGAAACAUUGAUUCUAAAUACUUCUACAUCAUCGCCUCGUCGUCGUGAUAUCAUAGCAGAGGCGUCUUUAUCAUAAGCUACUAAGAAUCAUGGCAACGCUUUACAAAAAAUGUCAUUUUUUUAUAGCAGUCUACUACAUAAUUUCUUGUAUUUUCGAUAUUGGAUUUAAAAAAAAUAACUGACAUUGCCAGGCAUCAACCACUUUACUAAGUUUAAUUUCCGCAACCUAUUUUUCAUUCAUUAAACAAUCCAAGUUAAACUUUUGUAAUGUUGACGAAAGGAAAACAUUAAAAUUGUUUCAUAUAUAUAUAUCCCAUAAAAUAUCUGUAGUAUAUCAAUGACAUGUAAUUAACGUUUUUUGUUUUGUUUUUUUGAAUGUAAACAUAAUCCUCUGGGCUGUUUCAUUAUUAAAUGGCGUUAAGAUACUUCAAAAACCGUUUCAGCUAUGAUUCAUCAAGUUUUGUUACGAAAA